GCGGCGGGCGCGGGAGGAGCCGCGCGGCGGGAGGCGGCGGCAGGCGCCGUGCGCGCCCGCGGAAGAUGGCCUAUAUCCAGUUGGAACCAAUAAAUGAGGGUCUGCUCGCUAGAAUCUCGGAUCUCUUGCUGUGCCGGUGGACUUGUAGAAAUUGUUGUCAGAAGUGUUUCGACUGUAGCUGUUGUCAAACAAAUGAAGAUGAAGUUGAAAUCCUGGGACCUUUUCCUGCUCAAACUCCAGCCUGGCUGAUAAGCAGCCAAAAUGAGGACAAAGAUGGAGACUCUGAUAAUACAAUCAGUGAGCUGCCUCCCACUCUUCAGGAUGUUUCCCCUGACAGAAGGCGGUCGUCUUCAGAUGCAUCACGGUCCACUUACAGCCUCACGAGGCGGAUUUCAAGUUUAGAGUCGAGGAGGCCGAGUUCUCCGUUGAUUGACAUUAAGCCAAUCGAGUUUGGGAUAAUAGGAGCUAAGAAGGAAAUAGUUCAGCCAACUAUCCUGCGAAAAACCUAUACCCCAGAUGACUAUUUUAGGAAAUUUGAACCCAGACUGUACUCUCUUGACUCGAAUAGCGAUGACAUGGACUCCUUGACGGAUGAGGAGAUCUUAUCCAAGUAUCAGCUGGGCAUGCUGCACUUCAGCACGCAGUACGAUCUGCUGCAUAACUACCUAAUAGUGCGAGUCAUCGAGGCUAAAGAUCUGCCUCCUCCCAUUUCUUACGACGGCUCGAGGCAAGACAUGGCUCACUCCAACCCCUACGUGAAGAUCUGCCUCCUUCCCGAUCAGAAGAACUCCAAGCAGACCGGAGUGAAGCGCAAAACGCAGAGCCCGGUGUUUGAAGAGAGGUACACAUUUGAAAUCCCCUUUUUAGAAGCCCAGAGGAGAACUCUGCUUUUAACUGUAGUGGAUUUUGACAAAUUCUCACGCCACUGUGUCAUUGGCAAAGUGUCAAUGCCCUUGGGUGACGUGGACCUUGUGAAAGGUGGACACUGGUGGAAAGCCCUUGUGCCUAGUUCUCAGAAUGAAGUGGAGCUGGGAGAGCUGCUCUUGUCACUGAACUACCUGCCCAGCGCUGGGAGGCUGAACGUGGACAUCAUUAGAGCAAAACAGCUUCUUCAGACAGACAUGAGCCAAGGUUCAGAUCCCUUUGUGAAAAUCCAGCUUGUCCAUGGAUUGAAGCUAACAAAAACGAAGAAGACCUCCUGCAUGCGGGGGACGAUAGAUCCCUUCUACAACGAGUCCUUCAGCUUCAAGGUUCCACAGGAAGAACUGGAGAAUGCCAGCCUAGUGUUCACAGUGUACGGGCACAACGUGAAGAGCAGCAAUGACUUCAUUGGGAGGAUUGUGAUCGGGCAGUACUCGACGGGUGCCCCCGAGUCCAACCACUGGCGCCGGAUGCUCAACGCGCACCGGACGGCCGUGGAGCAGUGGCACAGCCUGCGGUCCCGGGAGGAGUGCGACCGCGUCUCUCCAGCGUCCUUGGAGGUGACAUGAGGUGGGGGACUAACAGCAGCCAGGCCAAGCAGGCGGGCGAAGAGGAAAACAACAAACCGCUGACAGAAUCACCCCACCUCACACCCUACACGCACCCCAUGGCAGCUCCGUUGGAUUGAAGCGGCUGCUGGCACCCAACCGGCCACACGGGCCUCUGCGAACUGUGUCCUGCUGGGUUCUGGCCAUUGCCCUGGGGCCAGCAGUGGCCUGGCCAUCCAGCCCUGUCCCGCUGGAUUCUGGCCGUUCCCCAUUCCCUGGCCACCCUCAUCUGUUUGGCGGGCAGCGUGGGCUGCGUGCGGAGGUGCCGCGGGAAGCGCCGAGCGGGUGGAGGAGUUGGGCAUCGCCUCCGCUGUCCUUCCAGCCCAAAUCCAUGGCUCAUCCUCCCGGAGAUGUAAAGUACCCGUGUGCUCUCGUCGGUGAACGUGGUAAAUUAGACUAGGAUAUUUUUUUAAGCGGUAGAACCUGUGGUGAAAUCGAUUCCGACUCCAGUUUUGUCCUUGUACUAGUUGUAACGGAAUUAAGCUCCUGUUAGUAUGUACACGUGCAUUUGUGUGCCGGGGCACGUGCCUGGCCCCACGUCCAGCAGCCCCGGUGUUGCGUCGGCGGCGAGACCUGCCACUCUCGAUAGCAGUCUGUGUGUGUCCAAGUAGAUCCAGUGGUGAUAUAGCAAAGUAAACGUUGCCAAUAGCAUUUGUACCGGGGAAGCCCAGCUCGUGUCUUUUCAAACCUGUGUCAUGCAAAAGAAACCUGCUGCGGGGGCUUUUGCGGUGAAGAUGACCCAAAAGACACGAUUUUCAUCCUCUCACAGACUGCGGUGGCUCUUUCUGUCUUGUGUGUGUUUAACCCAGGUAGUUCUCCAGGUCACCAAGUGAACUUAGCUGCGGUCAAGCUGUCCUGUUGGUUGCUUCAGUACCUUUUAUUUUUACACAGCAUAUUGUCUGGUAUGAUGCAGAAUUGUAUAUUUAUUGAAAAUAAAAUUCUAUUGAAUUGUGCCACGUA
Molecule: messenger RNA, 2489 nt
Organism: Colius striatus (speckled mousebird)
Lineage: Eukaryota; Metazoa; Chordata; Aves; Coliiformes; Coliidae
Gene: SYT17
Product: synaptotagmin 17
Exons: 8
Coding region: 66-1490 (474 amino acids)
Biological process (GO): calcium-ion regulated exocytosis; regulation of calcium ion-dependent exocytosis; regulation of dopamine secretion
Cellular component (GO): membrane
Molecular function (GO): phosphatidylserine binding; calcium-dependent phospholipid binding; clathrin binding
Source: RefSeq, a predicted model, not a curated record